UGGCCGUAGACCACACGUAGCAGCCCGUACAUUCGGUUCACAGGUUGACAGCAAUUUAUUGAGACUCCCCAGAGAGUUAGAUCAAUCCAAAUAUCUGUGGGAAUGGUCCCUUAGUGGGAGCAGGGCUUCGCUCCAUGUGAUUAACGCUCAUUACACAACCUGUCUUGUCUUGUCUUGUCUGUCUGUUAAACAAGUCACAUGGUGUUUAAGGAACACCCUGAAGUAACAAGCUAUUCAGGGGCUGUUUUUAUUAUCACAGAUGAGCAAUUACUCGUAACUGUCUUGACUGCUGUCAAGGAGACUUGACAGGGACCUGCUAAGUGACAGUGCCUGAGUAGUUAUGCAAACAAUUACCAGCCAGGUAAUCAUCCUUGAGAUUUUAGCAUAGGGUCACAGUACAGAGAUAAGCCACCUAUUUAACCAUUGAAAAAAAUCAAUGUGAGGGCCCUAUAGAGGAUAUGGGAGAGUAACGACACUGGGGAGAGAACUUGAAGGAUACUAUGGUGAAGAGAAUUUUGUAACAUUCCAUUAAGCAACAAAAGAACAACUCAGUAUCUUUAUUUUACAAGCAAGAAGCUUUAGGCGGUAAAAUGGCGACAACAACUCCAGCCGCGACAGCCAUUUCGAGUGCCAAAACGAAGGCAGCUCCCCAGGCGGCCCCUGAACCUGAGCCUGACACUAGCAAGAAAAUGCUUGACCAAAAGAUGGAGAACAGGCUGAACAUCAGAGACCUGGAGCAAGUACAGGACAUUUUCAUGGCUGAUGGAGAUGGCUAUGACAAUAGACUGAGUCUCAACAGGGAACAAUUUUGUGAAGCUCUUUCCAGACUGCUCACAAAAGGAAGCAGACAAGAUUAUGCAGAACUUUUUGACAAGAUUGAUGUUACAAAGGAAGGUCAGGUAGACUGGGAUAAGUUUGCUUCACACAUGUUGCUGGAGUUCUAUGAGAAAGAUGACAGAGUAAAGUCUACACAAGUACCUCAGUGGAAGGAUUUAAAAACUCUACCAAGCCCACAUAAGGAGACAAUACAGAAGAUUGCAUACCUGAAGAAUAUUAACAGAUACAUUGCAAUUAGUAAGGAGGGCUGUGUUUCUAUGUGGGAUCCAAGCCUGAAACUGCAGAGAACCAUCAAGACUGGCACAGAAUCCUGCAGGCAGAGAGACCUGUGGAUGUCCCAUUUUGUACCCCUGCAAAACAUCAAUAAAAUUGCUCUUGCCUUUACCAGCAAAGAGAUAGCAUUCUAUGACAUGAGUUCCAACAAACUGGAGUUCAAUUGCCAGUACAAAGUACAGGGACUGGAGCACACCCCUCUCUGCCUGGAUUACUGGUUUAACCCUAAGAAUACCAAUGAGGCUGUCAUAGUGUGGGGAGAUGUGGGUGGUUGUGUCAAUGCUCUUCUCUUCAGCACAGCUAACAUUGCCCUGUUUGAGAGACCCACUGCUCCUGCUGGGGAGAAGCAAGAGACCACUCUCAAUAUCCAACUCAAAGAAAUCUCCAGGACAAUAGAUAACAGAGAGAAAGCCAAGUAUAAAAAUGCCAGAUAUAUCAGGCACCAUGGGCACUCAGAGUGGGUCAGACAAGUUAAGUAUGCUCCCAACCUGGAUGCUUUCAUCAGCGUGUCUACCAGUAAUGCAAGGGCCAUUGUGAUUGGUUGGAUAGAGAAGGGGGAUUCGUUACGUGCCAUGAAAACGACUGCCUUCCACAUCUCCCAGGGAGUUAAUGGGCUAGACUACCAUGAGGGACUUAAUCUCAUAGCCACUGCUGGGGUAAACCACCAGGUGUGCUUGUGGAACCCAUAUGUUGUCUCCAAACCUAAUGGGGUACUAAGAGGCCACAUGGCCAGUGUUAUCCAGGUCCAGUUUAACACCACCCGUGGCCAGCUGAUCAGUUUCUCCAAGGAUAAAGUCCUGAGGAUAUGGGAUGUCCAGCUCCAGGUGUGCAUACAGAGGCUGGCUGGCAUGUUCCCCAAAGGACCAGAAGUGUAUAGUGUUCUAUAUUUGGAUGAGAUCAGAAACAGACUGUUCAUCACAUUUAACUAUCAGCUAACUUUGAUGGAAAUGAAGGCAGAGGUGAAAAAUAGGAUUCUGAGCCAUGAGAAACCAAUCUGUAGUGUCAUCUACAACUCUCUAUACAAUCAGGUGAUCAGUUCCUGUCAGGCAGGCACUGUGGUGGUUUGGAUGAUAGACACGGGACAGAAAGUGAAGCAGUUCACUAACACACAUGGUACCAACGAGGUGACAGCACUGGCGCUGGACCAGAGUGAGACCAGAUUGUACACAGGGAGCACAGACGGAACAGUCAAGAUCUGGGACUUCAAUGGUCAUUGUUACCACACACUGGACUGUAGUGAGGGUCAUCCAGCAGAUAUUGGUCAGAUUAUAGUGCUGAAGAGAAAUGUCCUUGUGGUGGGAUGGGCCAGGCAUAUUACAAUCUUCCGUCAAAACAACCUGAAAGACUUCCACGUGUUGCCCUCGGAUUGGAAAGGAGGCCAGGAGCAUCAAGAUGACAUACUAACAGCAUGCUUCAGUCCUCCCAACAGAGCAGCCACAGCUUCAUAUGAUGGUGAGAUAGUCAUCUGGAACAUGAAUUCUGAGCAUGCCUCCAAGCACCUCAACCAGCGGGCCAAGAAAGUGACCAACAAAAACAGGAGGUCCACUUUAAUACCAAGUAGAGCAAGCAGAGAGCUGACAAGGGAGGGCACCUUUGAAAGUGUGAGCCCAACCCGCAACCCACCCACACCAAGGAAUGCAACGACACCUCGCAAUGCACCAACGCCUGGCACGGCACCUACACCAUUAUCACGUGCAUCUCCGCAACGAACAAAAUCUCGCAUGAGUGUGGCAGCAAUCAGCGAGGAUCAGACAGGGUACGAGUACGCAGUGACCAGGGUCCUGUUUCUGGAAGCUAGGAAGUCUCACUCGGCGUCGGGGACAGCAAAUUUGGUCUCAUGUGGUGGAAAUGGCUGGGUCAGGUUCUGGAACACUUCUACAAGUGCUGGUACUCUCAUGGGGGAGUUUGUCUCCCAUCCACAAGCUGCCAGUGUGAUCAUGGCUACAGACCAGCACAACCAGUACUUGGUGACAGGUGAUGUGGAUGGUAACAUGAAGGUGUGGAACAUCUCAGAGUAUUGUAUCAGACAGGCUGAUGAUGUGGUUACAAAUCAACCACCUAUGACUGCAUCGUGGCAGCCUCACGUAGAUGUCAUCACCAGUCUUGUGAUGUGUGAGAGGAAUGAGCGCCUCCUGGUGGUGUCCGCCUCCAUGGACUGCAGUGUACAGCUCUGGGACAUAUAUGGCAACUUGAUUGGGGUGUUUGGACAGGAGGAUCACUGGAAAAUAGAGCCAUAUGUUCCAAAGAUGGAAGUAGAUGAAGAAACCAAAGAGGAAGAGGAAGAGUUUGCUGACACUGACAUGAUAGAACCAGAUGCAGACAGCCAUUGGGAGCCUGAAGAAUCUGCAACUGACCAACCAGAAACCUACAGGUUUAACACAUGGGACAAAACAUGCCUAGGUAAAACAUACCAGGAGACCAGGACUCACAAACGAGAGCGGAGACAACCCAAGGUGAUGCCUAACCUGCCAUAUCUACACUGGGAGAGGACAGGGGAUCCACCAGCAGGACCCUUUGCUGCACUGGAGAUGAAUGAGUUGCAGGAACUCAAUAAGAUAGACAAGCCAGACUUCAUUGCUCAUCCACACAAGUAUUUCUCUGAGAGAUCCAACAAUGAGGAACAGUCUGUAAAGUUACCAGCUUUAGCUGAAAGUUUGAAGACUCCAUUUGAUGAGAAGACUCUGUUUUACAAAGCCAAGUAUAUCUUGGAUUAUGAGACCAGGAUGAAACAAUACCACAAGACAGUUCUAGAAGGAGGAGGGAAAAAACAGAAAUUAGGAGGAGGGAAAAUUGCCAUUCCUACACUUCCAAACCAGAGCCAGGCUCCUCCAAGCAGGGCCCCUGCUAAACCACAGAAACUAAAGCCAAUUCAACAGUCCAGGGGCAGCUCCCAGAGCUAAUUAUUAAUAAAAACGGUUUCUUUUUUUUUCACAGCUAUAGCAGUGGAUACAGACACAAUGUUGCACUGAUAAUCAUAAUGGUAAUUCUUUGGAAAUGAGUUCAGUGUAGUAACUGUUAAUGGCUUGAAGCUGUUUUAGAUCAGUUUUAUUUAAAGAUAGUAUUAUAUAAAUAUUCUGUGAUGAACUAAGAAGGGUAAGAUUGACAAAUGUUGUAAAUUCAAAGUUUAACUGAUGACCCUAAAUAUGAUGAAACAUAAAUUAUAUUGCAGGAUAUUUUGUUCAGUUUGUAAAUAUCCUUAACUCAAUAUCAUAUGCCAAAAUUAGUAAUGCAAUUCUUACCUCCUGCCUAACAAUAUAUUUUAUGUCUGAUGAAGUAAGUAAUGCACGUUACCCUUCAGUAUUUUUGUCCAAGUGAAGAAAAAAUUUUCUUAAAGAGGUUUAUUUUAAGGGUACUUUGAAUUGAAUUUGGAUUGCAAUUCAAAACAAUGAUCAUCAAUAAGUGCAUGUGCUAGUACUUUUUAUUGGCACAAUUUACGGAAAAUUGAUAAUUUUAUACAGCUUUUUUAAUAUUGUUUUGUUUACUUAUCAUUAGAGGGACAAAAAAUCUGAUUAUCUGAAAAUUAUUUUCUUAUUUUUACUGAACAGAAAAUACUUCAUUUUAUAAAAUCAUGGACCAGCUGUAAUAUGUGACUCUUAAAAUACCAACAGGGAACUUUCUAAAUGUCUUUUCACAUUGUAAAUAAUAACUUAGCAAUAUAGCUGUACCAGUAUUUUUUGAGUAAUUGGCAAAUUGAUACCCUGACUAUUACCUAAAAGAGAUCCCUAAUAAGUUGUAGGAAGCACUGGGCUUGACAUAGUCAGUUGAUGAAAUUCUGCCAAAAAAAGCAUGAUGGGUGCUUUUGGAGAACCACGCAAGAGAUUCUGCUACAGGUGUGUUUCUAAGAUGGAACACUUGAUGUGAAAUGUCUUUUUAAUAUAUAAGUGUAAAGAUUUUUCAUUACACGAUGUAUGCUGUAUAUGAUAUGUAAACAAAAAGGGUAAAUAUUUUUGUACCAGGUAUUUCAAGCUAAACAAUUUAUAUGCGAAUUGUUGAUGCUAUAAUAAAAAAAAACAUUUAGGAAAAGUUACUCGUAUUAGAAUGGUGACCUCUGAUAUUUGAAUGAUGUGAUAAUGUCCAAGUGAAUUAUUUUUUAUGCAUAUUUACACUGUACUUAUUUUGCAACUGUGAUGCAGUAUAGCUGUAAAGCACUGUAGCAGAUAAAAUAAUUGUCAGAAAUAAUUUUCAUUAGCUAAAUUAUGUACAGUAAGUGCUG
Molecule: messenger RNA, 5323 nt
Organism: Lingula anatina
Lineage: Eukaryota; Metazoa; Brachiopoda; Lingulata; Lingulida; Lingulidae
Product: cilia- and flagella-associated protein 337
Molecular function (GO): protein binding; calcium ion binding
Source: RefSeq, a predicted model, not a curated record